UGAAAUUGAUGAUGUAGAUGAUACUCCUGAGAAGCGAAUGAUUGGAGAAUACCUUCUAUACUUAAGGAGCAGUACUCGAGCUACCAAUUAAGAUGUUAUAAACAUUCUAUGGAAAAUGCAAGAUGUGGUGAAAUGGUACGUUACUCAUUCUCUAAAUGAUGUGAGAGAGAAACUCAGGGAUACACAUAAUUUGCAUUUGGAUAAUUACGUAGAUGUUGAAGAAAUUAUUAAUAAUAUCGACUGCAGUCAAGGACUUAACAGCAUACAAAAGAAAGAUCGGUAUUUCCAAAAAAAAUUUAAUGUUGUGGCCCCAAACAGAAUUUUGUUAGGUGAAAAGUUUGUUCCUUAUGGAACUUCAACAAUUGAUGGAAAUCAGCCUGUCACUAUUAAGCCAGAUGAAUUUAUUCAUGUUCCCAUUACUGAUGUUUAUGGAAUGAACACAAUUUUACAACAUGUCGUCAACGAAAUCAAGAAACUUGAAAAUGGGAUUGUCUUGUCAGAUGAUGAGGUAAUUUAUGGAACAAUGUCAACGGUACUUGGUGACAAUCUGGGAGUACAAAAAUUAUGCGGCUUUAGAAAUUCGUUCAGUGCACGGUUCUCAUGCCGUGUUUGUAACGCGACACUAAAUGAAAUGAGAGUUAUGUGCAAAGAAGAUGAAACCAAAAUUCGAUCAUUGGAUGAAUAUACCCGCCAAACUCAAGAUAUUGAAGAUGCUAUUGAAGAAGAAGAUAAAGCUACGCUGAGAACAAGAUAUGGAAUCAAUCGUAGAACAGUGCUCACGGAAAUUGAAAAUUUUGAUCCUACACAAACACCUCCAGAUUUGACCCACGAUGAUUGGUUAGGAAUUUGUGUAAUAACAACGAAGAUGUUUUUAAAAGAUAUUUGUUGUACAUUAGGUUUGAUAACAAUUCAAGAAUUGAAUCAAAGAAUAUCUGACUUCGAUUACGGUUAUGCAGAAAAAUCUUCCAAACCAACACCCAUCAACGAAAGACAAUUGUUAGAUCCAUCUCUAGGUUUUAAACAGACAGCAGCACAAAUGGCACAAUUAGUGACAAUGUUGCCAUUAAUUGUGUCAGAUAGAGUUGUUCCUGGCUUGCCUUCGUUGGAGAAUUAUUUAAAAAUGAUAGAAAUUAUAUUGAUAUCUCAUGCAGACAAAAAACUCCAAAGCAGCAUUUUUUAUUACAUCGAAUAAGAGCGAUCCUAAGAUUCGGACCUUUACAACAAUAUACAACUAUGAGAGCGGAAUCAAAACAUCAAUUUUUCAAACGCAUUGCUCAGUGCAUGCGUAAUUACAAAAAUUUGCCAUUGACACUCGCUAAGAAACAUCAAUUACAUCAGGCAUACGUUUUGAAUGGAAGUUUAGAACGAGAGAUUACCAAAGGUCCAACAAAGUGGGUUCCCAUCAAUCUACUUCCAUUUAGAGCAUUGUUUCCAGAUGUAAGGCGCCUUCUUCUUGCUAACUGGGUAAAAAUAAAUGGCAUAAAAUAUGUCUCUUUGAAGUGCUUUCUAGUAGCAAAUUAUACUGAGCAAAAUAUGCCCGAGUUCGCAGGGUUGCACGCUAUUAUCUGGAGAAAUGAUAGUCCGAUUUUCGUAUGCCGCAAAGUAAGGACAAUUCAACACAAUGUUGUGGUAAUGGCGUAUGAAAUUGAAAUCGAUGAAGAUUUUGUAUACUUCUCAAUUGAUGAUUUGUUGUCAGUAGAAGUAUUUCACGCACACAGAUGGAAUGAUAAACAAUUCAUCAUAUUGAAAAAAGCUCUUGGUGAUUUACACUAACUUACUUCCUGCAGGUAGCAUGGGAAUUAUGAGGAUUAUUGGAUAUUAAUUAUUGAUUUCUGAAACUUAAUUUUGUUUCUAUACUCAUCACCUUUUGUAGCACAUCAUAAAAUUAAAA
Leptopilina heterotoma is the source of this 1891-nucleotide messenger RNA. RefSeq lists its product as uncharacterized. The coding region runs from base 116 to 1192 and encodes 358 amino acids. The record is from RefSeq and is a predicted model, not a curated record. Lineage: Eukaryota; Metazoa; Arthropoda; Insecta; Hymenoptera; Figitidae. The transcript has 2 exons.